UUCUACAACGCCAAUGGGUGACACAGCGUAAUAUAUGGUUUAUGAUUUUUUUAUCAUUCAGUAGCAGAACAGUGUCAUUCAUAAUGUCAUAAAUAUUAGUUACUAAGCGAAGCAUUUUGCUUUAGAAUUAAGUUUCAUUGGUUCAUUAAUAUGAUUGAAUCAUCAUACAGGAAGCUAUUAAAAAAAAAAAAUGUGAUGUAAGGGAUGUAAGGAUAACCUCCAACAGCAUGGCCGUAAAAGAAAGCAGUUUAUGCAAAUGCACAAUAUAAUAUGGCCAAGAUUUUUGUCAGUACUUGCACCCAAAGUGGCCACUCAAGAUGUCAAGAAACCUAAGACUGGCAUAAUAAUGUUGAAUAUGGGUGGGCCAGCAACGAAAGAUGAAGUUCAUAAUUAUUUAUUGCGCAUUAUGACAGACACAGACAUGAUACAGUUGCCAGUACAAAGUACUCUGGGCCCAUUAAUAGCCAAAAGGAGGACACCUGAGGUUCAGAAGAAGUAUGAUGAAAUUGGUGGAGGCUCACCAAUACUAAAAUGGACAGAACGACAGGGAGAACUAUUGUGCCAAAAGCUGGAUGAAUUAUCACCAGAGACUGGACCACAUAAAUAUUAUGUUGCAUUCCGUUAUGCCAGUCCGCUCACUGAGGACACUUUGGAUCUGAUAGAAAAAGAUGGGGUGGAACGUGCAGUGAUAUUCUCCCAGUAUCCUCAGUACAGCUGUGCCACCACUGGUUCUAGUUUCAAUGCAAUAUACAAAUAUUAUAGAUCUAGAAAGUUACCUGCUGGAGUUAAAUGGAGCAUUAUUGAUCGAUGGGCUACACAUCCAUUGCUAGCAAAGACUGUUGCUGACAGAAUAAGAACAGAACUCAUUAAGUUUCCAGAUGAAGUUAAGAAUGAUGUCAUUAUUAUGUUCUCUGCACAUUCAUUGCCUCUCAAGGCUGUGAAUCGAGGAGACUCAUAUCCAUGGGAAGUGGGUGCUACUGUACAAGCUGUGAUGGAGGAGCUGGGCUACAGUAAUCCAUACAGUUUGGUAUGGCAGUCAAAAGUAGGACCUCUCCCUUGGUUACAACCAUCCACUGAUGAAGCUCUGAAAGGUUUUGUUAAACAGGGAAAGAAGAACUUCAUACUUGUUCCAAUUGCAUUUGUGAAUGAACACAUCGAAACACUUCAUGAGUUGGACAUAGAAUAUUGUAAUGAUCUGGCAAAAGAGAUUGGUGUUGAAAUGAUUCGCCGGGCUGCAGCACCCAAUGAUCACCCACUCUUUAUUGAUGCUCUUACUGAUCUGGUUAAAACUCACUUGCAUAAUAACCAACCAAUAAGUCCUAAAUUUCUUACAAGAUGUCCACACUGUACAAACGCUCGCUGUCAGCAAACCAAAUCAUGGUUUGCAAAACUUUGCAUCUAACUAUGUAUUAGGUGUGAAUAUUUUUAACUCUCUUUUAGUAUAGAUUAUAUAUUUGUUUACAAGAUAUUUAAGAAGAAAAUUAUUAAGUAAAAAUAUGUAUAAGGCCUGCUGUCAAAACUUUUGGUUGUAGCAGAUGAAAUACACAAUUUGAUGACAUUUGGUCCUAAUGUUAGAGGGCUAUUGGCGUACAGCAUUUAUUUCAAUGGCAGAUGGACAUUUAUACAAUAUGACAGGAAUGAAAACCAUGGCCACUUUCUGCCUGCUUGAAAGUUCUGGUCUCUGUAAUAUCAGUAUCUUUGACUGUUAGCAGUUGGUUUUGGUAAGUUGACUGAUAUAACUCUUUAUGAAGUUGCUUCAUUUUUAUUGUAAUUUUUAUUUUAUACACUUAAUUUUUGCAGGAUUUUGUUUCAUUUCA
Messenger RNA from Cryptotermes secundus, 1817 nucleotides. RefSeq names its product ferrochelatase, mitochondrial (gene FeCH). Lineage: Eukaryota; Metazoa; Arthropoda; Insecta; Blattodea; Kalotermitidae. Gene Ontology annotation, molecular function: protoporphyrin ferrochelatase activity. The transcript has 9 exons. The record is from RefSeq and is a predicted model, not a curated record. Gene Ontology annotation, biological process: heme biosynthetic process. Bases 251 to 1402 code for a protein of 383 amino acids.